GUGGGGGUGUCACUGUCAUUGUCAAAGUGGAAAAAUUUCCUAAUGUCGAUCUUCUGUUCGCCCACUCUAUCGAAUUUUGUGAUAAAGUAGAGAAUAGUGAAUAGUUUGAUAUAGAAUUAGAGAAUCGUGAAAGUUGUAGGCAUUCGAAGUGUACGACGAUACAUAUGAAAAGUGUGACGGGCGAAAGGCAUGUUUAAUAUAACUAUAGAGAAAAAUGGCUUCCGGUGAUGGAAUUGAUUCAAUUGAACUUGAAUCAACAGUGUCAAACUCGAAUAAUAGAAAUGCUGAAAUAUCAAGCGCCGCCCGCACAUCCGACGACAAUGAUAGGGAUCAUGCAUCUGGAGCAGACGGAAGAUCAACAAAUCAAGAGGUAUAUGGAGAGCCAGGACUGCCUCGGACUGAAACGCAUAGAGCGAAAACGGACAAAGAAAAGAAGAUUGGACACAGGCGAGUCGGUGAUGGCGGUCAGAUAACGUACAAAAAAAUUCAAACCAGUACAAUUAUGGGCUCUAUACAAUUAGGCAUACAACAUACGGUCGGAAGUUUGGCCUCAAAACCGAAAAGAGAUUUAUUGAUGAUGGACUUUUGGGAAAUUGAAACUAUAUCUUUCCCACCCGAAGGUUCUAGCUUAACUCCUGCGCAUCAUUUUAGUGAAUUUAGGUUUAAGAUAUACGCACCCAUAGCAUUCCGUUAUUUUAGACAUUUAUUUGGAAUACAACCAGAUGAUUUUAUGAUGUCCAUGUGCUCGGCUCCGCUGCGGGAACUAUCUAAUCCAGGAGCAUCCGGAUCAAUAUUUUAUUUAACUGAUGAUGAUGAGUUCAUUAUUAAAACGGUUCAACAUAAGGAGGGAGAAUUUUUGCAGAAAUUGCUUCCAGGGUAUUACAUGAAUCUGAGUCAAAACCCCCGAACAUUACUUCCUAAAUUCUUUGGCUUAUAUUGCUUUCAAUGCAACAGUAAAAAUAUUCGAUUAGUUGUCAUGAACAAUCUCUUACCAUCCUACGUUAAAAUGCAUUUAAAAUAUGACUUAAAAGGCUCAACUUACAAAAGAAGAGCAUCAAAACAGGAACGAAGCAAGCCUUCUCCUACGUAUAAAGAUUUAGAUUUCAUGGAGCAUCAUCCAAAUGGAAUAUUCUUAGAAGCCGAUACGUACAAUGCUUUAAUAAAAACAAUUCAAAGAGAUUGUACAGUCCUCGAAUCAUUUAAAAUAAUGGAUUACUCAUUACUAGUUGGUGUACAUAACUUAGAUUUAGCAUUAAAAGAAAAACAAGAGGAGCGGAGACUGGCAAAUGAAAGAGCUAGAAAUCCAAGGCCAGAGGAAUCGGAUACGGAAGAUGGUCCUCCACAUCCUGAUCCAUUCAUUGCUAAUGAACGAGAUCGGGAAGAGCGUGAACGUGAACAUAGGGGAAGAGAGCGAGAUGCCGCUGCUGCAGCGGCGGCUGCGUCAGCUGCCCUUAACAGGAGCAGUGCAUGUUACAGGUCUAUAAAUCGACAAAGACUUGUCGCGCAUUCAACAGCGAUGGAAAGCAUACAAGCCGAAAGUGAACCAAUAGAUGAAGAGGAAGAUGUGCCCCCUGGGGGAAUCCCUGCUCGUAGUGAAAAAGGAGAAAGACUUCUAUUAUUUAUCGGUAUAAUAGAUAUUCUUCAAUCGUAUCGACUAAAGAAGAAACUUGAACAUACAUUCAAAAGCAUCAUUCACGAUGGGGAUACAGUCUCGGUAUGCCGACCAUCCUUCUAUGCGCAAAGAUUUCAAAAUUUCAUGGCGAAAACCGUUUUCAAAAAGAUUCCUUCACUGGAUCUCCCCGAAAUUAAGGGAAACCAUAGAAAAUUUCGUACCCUGGUCUCCAGCUACAUAGCACUGAAGCACUCUCCGUCGAAAAGAAAGAGUCUUUCACGUGUUGCUCAGAGAUCAACAGAAGGAGAUUCCGAUAGCCAUCCAGUGGCAGGCACUUCACAUCACCACCAUCAUCAUCACCAUUUAAGUAAUACGUCUCAAAAAUCUGGUCCAACUCCAGCGAUCGCGCAAUCAUCAGCAGUUCUAACAAACACAAAUAAGCAGCCAAUAACAACAACCGCUCCGUCGUCAAAUGUACCACCUCUUAAACAAAAAACAAAUAUAACAAAAUCAAAAGUACCGCCUCCGGUGCCACCUCGGGGAUCGCCAAAGCCGAGAAAAGGACAGACAUCAACAUCUAAUACUGGUGCAAGUUUAGCUAGCCGUGCCUCACCAACAGGCACUGCACCUUCAUGUUGUUCCACACCUCCUCCCGCUUUCGAUGAUAUAUCCGAAGGAAGUUCGCAACGGCACAACGUCGACGGAGGAAGUGAUCGCCGAGCACAACUAAAUACAGCAAUACGGUCCUCUUUUAAGGAUGAUGCUAUCAGAUACGACAGAGUCGAAAAGUCAACGUAUUAUGUUAGUAUUUCAGAAAUACGAUUAGAUACACACUUAGGAGUCGAAUCAUCUUCAUCAAACAGCCAGUAUGGAUCAAGAGGAGCAUUGGCAUGGACUCCUCCAGCAUCUGUAGAAGGGUCUACGCCUACAUGGACUGAAGGCACCCCCAGUUUUACAGACUCAAGCUCCAGCGGAGAAUUAGCCAUUUCCGAAAACUCAUCACCAUUGAAUAUUCCCAGUUCGGACAGACAUAAACCCACAGUGGAGGAUACUCUUAAUUCACUCACAUCAGAAAUGUUGUUGUUGUUAAUAAUGACAAAACACUCUCAGUUUGGGAUAUAUUGUUGACUUAUUUAAAAGAAAAGCAAAUGAUAUUCAACUAGCGCAUUAAUAGAAAGCCACAUACAAUUACUUAACUAGUAAUAUGUAAUAAACACAUUAAUAAUUCAUAAAUCGAAAAUUAAGUAAAAUAAAUGAAUUUGCCAAAGUGUUCAAAUUUAAAAGAUUGCAUAAACUGACAUUUAAAAAAAAACUAUAUACAUCCGAGGUGAACAGAUUAUUAUCACUAUACGAAUAACUGAAAUUGUAUAAACAAGAAAAAAAACUGUACCAUCGACGAGGUUGAUUGAAAACAUACAUAUUAUUUGCUAUUAAACAUUUUUGAAAGCUGAUAAACGAUCAUGUAUUAUGUGAUGAGGGUGGACAGCUGAUUAAGGAAAUUUCCGUUUAGGGAAUAUUGAAUAUUGAAAUAGUGAAUGUUUUCAUUACACUAUAGUGUCUUAGGGAAACGAAGAGUCAUAUGAAAUGAUUUUGUCUAUAUUGAUUUGUAAUAUUUCAAUUCGUUCGAAGCACAACUUUCUACCUUCUGGGUCUCUGAAAUCAUUAUGAAAAUUAGGGUGUAAUGUAUCCUGAAAUGCAAGAUGUAGAGAUGUUUCGGAACAUCAUUGCUCCCACAUAUAAACGAAAAUCUGAAAGUAGCAAAUGCUACACGAAACAUUACUUUUAAUUAUUGUUUUAAUAGUCAUUGUUGUGAUAUUAUUCUCUUUAUGCUACCUUCCUUAUGCGAAUUGUGAUCAAAAACUACGAUGAAUACUUUUUUGAAAACAAAGUAAUAAGUUUAUUAUAGCAAGCAAUGUCCCAACAGAGGUUCCAUAGCCUGAAGGCUUCUUUAGGAAAGGCUCUAUGGUAGCUCUCUCCCUUUAUCAUCAUCAACGGCGCAACGGAACUCCAGUGCUGAGGUCCACCAAUUCGAUAUCCUUACAAGUUGUCUGGCAUCCUGCCCUACGCUAUCGCUCCAUCUGAGACAG
This is a messenger RNA of Hermetia illucens (black soldier fly), 3699 nucleotides long. It is a transcript of the gene PIP5K59B, whose product is annotated as phosphatidylinositol 4-phosphate 5-kinase type-1 alpha. The record is from RefSeq and is a predicted model, not a curated record. Gene Ontology annotation, molecular function: phosphatidylinositol kinase activity. Gene Ontology annotation, biological process: phosphatidylinositol metabolic process. Bases 215 to 2740 code for a protein of 841 amino acids. Lineage: Eukaryota; Metazoa; Arthropoda; Insecta; Diptera; Stratiomyidae. The transcript has 18 exons.